AAAUUGAUCAUCAUCUGUGUUUUUUAACAUUUUAUCAAUUAUACUAUCAUGAAGAAAACUGGAUUUAGAAUCCCAAAAAGGCUUCAAAAGGAAGUAGCCUCAUCUCCAUCUCCUUCAUCAUCUCCGCAAACCGCUGAGGAAUAUGUAGAACAGGGAGCAAUGGAUGAAGAAUCUGGAGAUCGUUGGAUCGGUUCUGAUUUAUCAAAAGGUUUAAGAUUUUUCCAAAAGGCUUAUAUUUCAUAUUCGAAAGCAAUUCAGCUUUCUCCUAAAGGUUAUUUGGAUAGUUAUUACAAUGCAUGCAGACUUUUAUUCCAUGUUUAUAACAAUUAUGUCAAACAAGAUGGGGUCAACGUGUAUACCUUGGUGAAUGUAAAUGAUGCCAUCAGUGGGUCAGAAGAUGCCGUCGUGCAACCUCUUGGAAAUAUAGUUGCAGCUCAUGAACGUGCAAUUCAAAUUGCCAUGAACUCAGCUAUUUCAAUCCCAUUGGAUUUAUUAUUUAACACAGCAUUGGUUUAUACUGAACAAAUUGAAGAUUUACAAAAUCAAAUCGAUGUGCCCUUUGAAGAAGUCUUAAAUUUAAGCUCAAAGACUCAAGAAUAUUUCCAAGAGUUAUUAAAUCAACAAACUAAAUCAUUUCAAAAAUUCCUUAAAGAUCUUGAGGAUAUUGAUAAUGAAGAUGAAAUAUCAACAACAGCAAUUGAAUCCGAUUCUGAAACAAAUGAAUUUGAAAGUGAAGAAUCACUUCAACCAAAUGAUGUUUAUGAGACAGUGAUAUCUGCGUUUAAAUUAGUUCAGGCUACAUUGGAAAACAUGACUUCAUCUGAACCAUAUCAAUUGGAAUCAGCUACUCAAUUAAUGCAACCAUUUAUAAUUUCUUUUGAAGAAACUGCACAAGAAUUGACUGCUAGAUUUUCUGAAACCAAUAAUACAAACUCAAUGAUUCAAUCUAUUUCGAACGAACAACAGCAAGAGAUGCAAUUGAUCAAAAGUUCUAUUGAAGGACUUACCACUAAUGAUUUGGAACGCUUAGUAUCCAUUUGGAAUUCCGAUACCUUACCAAUUUCUCCUGAACGAUACAUGUGUACUGCUGAUAAUAUUCAAAGUUUUUUGGAUAGAAAUGAUAUAAAUUUAGAAACCAUUUCAUCUGGUCAAUAUAAUCCUGAAAUAUUAUGGAAUGCGUUAUCCAAGAUGACAACAAGUUAUAAAUCUGCACAAGAUCUUUUAAAUUUAAAACUACAAGAAAUCAAAAAGACUCAAGUUAGUGGGAAUGAUCUCGGAGUUGGUGCCUUGAUUGGCCAAAUCAGUGACGUUGUUAUUGCCAGAUCUGAUAUUGAUCUUCAAAGAUCACAGAUUGGAAAUUAUGAACCUGCUAUCAAGAAUCAACAAAUUCUCUUUCAAAAUUGUAAAACAUUUUUGAAAAGUGCUGCAAAUAUUGCUAAUACAUCUGGAGGUUUAAGAGAAAGAGCUGCAGAAAAAUUAUUAAGAGAAAAGCGUAAAGUUGAAGCAGUUUUGAGACUUUGUGUGUUGGAAAAUAAGACUACUAUACAAGAACUUGACAACAUUAUAGGAAGACAAAGAUGGGUGGUUGAACUUCCAUAUCUUUCAGAGAUGGGAUACUUUAAAAAUUUUGGAAUUGAUCAAAUUAUUAUUCCUACUGAAUUCUAA
Messenger RNA from [Candida] anglica, 1665 nucleotides. Lineage: Eukaryota; Fungi; Ascomycota; Pichiomycetes; Serinales; Debaryomycetaceae. The record is from the annotation of a GenBank genome assembly.